CUAAGCAAACUGGAAGUCUUGCUGCAACGUGCCAAAUCAAAUACUGAACAUAUUCAUCAACACACUCACCAAUCAACACAAAAAUACACAAGCAAAAUAUUCAAGAUUAUUCAAGGUUUGUUGGGCGACUGCCGAAUUGCAUUGAGAACAGAGAAAAAAAGAUCGGAGAUUGCCUAAAAAGCGACAAAGUUUAAUGAACGUUGCGAAGGUCAACGGUGCGUAUACUUCAUUAGCGAUUAACCAAGGGAGGUGCACAAAAAAAUGGGUGAGAAAAGGAAUGAAAGGAGACCGCAAAUGACCCAAGGAAGGGGGCGGGGAAGGAGGAAACCCCGUGGAGGUCGCGUGGCUAAUCGACUCGGCCAUAUGUUAGCGUGGAUUAUGGCCCGCUAACUGGUUUCUGAUAUUUAUUGCCAUGCAUCCCCAUUUGCAUGCUGCCCUUAGAAGGCCAGCCAACCCAUCACCCCCUUUCAACACUGAGUUUGUCCCGCAGGAAGCUUUUCAUUUCCGCUGCUGUCGGAAUUUUUAAAAUCUAUGAGUGUCCAAUGCAAAGCAGGAGGAAUUCCCAUUAAAAACAGGCAAUAGGUGCAAAUUACAAGACAAAAAGGUAAGCGACAAAAGAGCGGCAAAACAAAGAAUUACCCAAAAAAUAAGCGGAAGUGGAGUUAAAUAAACUGCUGAAAAUGGUAAAAUGAUUCUCGCACAGGAAAUAGAAUUCUGCGGACGUCGCGGUAAUUCUUUAUUUAUUUUUUAAACAAGAAACUAACAUGAAUUACGGCUUAAAUGAGAAUUGUACUUCCUAGGAUUUUAAAUCAGGCGCGUUGAAGAGGCGCCCUCUAUACGAAAAGCCUAGAAGUAUGCUAAGCUAAAGGCCACAAAGCGCCAGCUGGCGGAAUAAAAGGAAACUUGUCAAGAGUUUUUGCUCAUAAAUGCGUUACAUAUAAAGCCGAUUUCCUAACGCCUUUUGCCGGUAGUGGGAGCCAAAAACCGUGAAAGAAAAUCAAAAAUAAGUUAAAGAAUCAAAUAUAGCUCAAAAAUACAUGCAAAUAUUGUGAAAAAUGUUCAUUUUAAACCUAUAUAUGCGUUUGUAUCGUAAAAAUCUCCGACGCUGUCGACUGGAGAAACCCUAUUGGAAUUCCAAUAAGAAACGUGCGUAAAUGUUUCGGCGUUUUUGUUUUGAUUCUUAUCAGACUGCGAAACAGACAGCAAAGCAUGUGGGGCGAUGAACAACCGACUACAAAACAAACUGGAAAGAGCGGAAGAGAGCAUUGCGCGCGCUCCAAUAAGAGCGCCCUCUCUCGGCUUCGGCUCUCUUCUCCCCAAUUGGAGCUUUCGUUUCGGUUUCGGUUUCGUUUUGCAUUUCAUUCGUGAGCGAGCGCUAAAGUAAAAAAAGUAAAGCAGCUGCUGGGGCCAUUCACAGUAGCACGCAGAAGUUUGCUUCGAACGGACGUCUCCAAGAACGCCCCGCAUGCCACGCCCCCACUCGAAAGGCUUUUGGCAAAAAACUCGCGACUGCAUUGAAAACAAAUAGCAAUAUCAAGAGCAAAACACUGAUCAGAUAUUGAUGGGAUUCGAGAUCGAGUUGGAGAUUACUGCCCCGUUGCAUUCCAAUCGGAAAUCCACUUCCAUUCCGCUUCGAAACCGCGCGCGUUUUUCGCCGCGCCGAUCGUUAAAAAUUCAUUAAGGCUUGUUAAUCGCCGCCAAUAAUACAAAUAAUACAAAUAGUCCGAGUAAUCGCAUUGAUUGCCCAUAAUUGAUACUCGCCGUGUGUGUGAGGGAGUGAGUGCCUGUGUGUGAGUGCGAUCGCAUCCGCCGGUAAAUGUGCGCGAAAAGGGAAACGGAUCUGGAUCUUCCGCAGACUUGAUGCCGACGUAGCUGAAGAUAAAUCUCCAGUCCCGCAGCUGGACUCGAAAUGUCACGACGCAAACAGUCCAACCCCAAGCCGUUGAAUAAAGGUGAUUGUUCCGAUACCACAGAAGAGAUGACCGUCGACAGCAGAGAUUCCAAAGAUCUGGCAGCUCAGGAGAUGGGCGAAGAGAAGCAGCAGCAAAUGGAGGAUCAACUAGAGGAUCAGAUGGAGGAUUCCAGAGACCCCCAGGAGAACAACAAUAACAAUAUUGAUGACGACGAUGAAGAUGGUGCCUUCGAGCAGCCAGAAGAGACUAAUCCCGAGCAGGAUCUGGACUUGGGAGAGACAGAGAUGGAACAGGAUCACGAUCUUCAGCCGGAGGAGCAGAUUGAACUGCCUGCCAACAGUCCCAGCACUCCGCCCAGGAGUCCCAGCUCGCCGCAGUUGAUUCCCAAGCUGGAACAGCCCGCCACGCCGCCCUCGGAGGCGGAACCCUCUCCGUGUCCCUCGCCCUGUCCCCCUACGCCCACGCCCAAGUUCCCCAAGGUGCGUCUGAAUGCACUCCUGGCCUCGGAUCCUGCUCUCAAGCCGGAUGCCAAGGAGCUGACGCUGCCGGACUCACGGCUGCUGGCCCCUCCGCCGCUCGUCAAGCCGGAAACCCAAGCCCAACCGGAGGAACCCCAUCUAAAGCCAGCCAGAUUCAUGUGCCUGCCCUGCGGAAUCGCCUUUAGUUCGCCCUCAACGCUAGAAGCCCAUCAGGCCUACUAUUGCUCUCAUAGGAUUAAGGAGACGGAAGAGGCGGGCAGUGAUAAAUCUGGAGCAGGAGGAUCUGCAGCCACGAGUGGCGAGGUGGGUUUAUCCGGAGGCUCUACCGAGCCACCAGCCAAAAUGGCCAGGACAGGAAAGCAAUACGGCUGCUCCCAGUGCUCCUACAGUGCGGACAAGAAGGUGUCCCUAAAUCGCCACAUGCGGAUGCACCAGACCUCGCCGGCGGCUCCCACACUGGCCAGUUUGCCAAGUCUCCUCCAGAACGGAAUACCACCGCCGGGUGUUACACCAAGUUCACUGGAGGAUAGCUCUAGUCAACAGCAAACAGAUCGCUACUGCAGCCACUGUGAUAUCCGGUUCAACAACAUCAAGACCUAUCGGGCGCACAAGCAGCACUACUGCAGUUCCCGGCGACCGGAGGGACAGCUCACGCCCAAACCAGAUGCAUCUCCGGGUGCGGGAUCAGUAGGACCCGGUUCCUCGGGACCCGGAGGCUCUGGAGGAGUGUCUGCCCAGGCAGCUGCGCCCGGAAAGCUCAGUCCACAGGCCAGGAACAAGACCCCAACUCCGGCGAUGGUCGCUGUGGCGGCUGCAGCGGCGGCGGCAGCUGCCUCCCUCCAGGCCACGCCCCAUUCGCACCCACCCUUCCUGGCACUGCCCACGCACCCGAUCAUCAUUGUGCCCUGCUCGCUAAUUCGGGCGGCCAGCUUUAUUCCAGGACCACUGCCCACUCCGAACUCGGGAAUUGUGAAUCCAGAGACCACCUGCUUCACCGUGGACAAUGGAACGAUCAAGCCCCUGGCCACUGCCCUCAUCGGUGCUUCUCUGGAGCCCGAACGUCCCUCAGCUCCCUCUUCGGCUGCUGAGGCCACAGAGCCCAAGAGCAGUCCACCGGAACCCAAGCGAAAGGAGGCAGGAGGAAGUCGCGAAUCUGCGCCUUUGGAUCUCUCGCUGCGUCGAUCGCCCAUCUCCCUUAAUUCCCUGGCCUUGCGACAGCGCCAACUGCGCAAUGCACUGCUCGAUGUGGAGGAGGUCCUUCUCGCCGGCGGAGGAGUGAGUGUCAAGGACAACGCGGAGACUCCGCGAGGAGGCGGAAGUGUAACGCCCGAGCAGAUUGUGUGCGCCCCCUCCCUGCCGAGCAGUCCUUCGAUGAGUCCCUCGCCCAAGCGACGAGCCAUUAGUCCACGCAGUUCCGGGGCUGGCAGUGCCUCCUCCAUGUCGCCACCUGGUCUCAAUGUGGCUGUGCCCCACAUGCUCGACAUGCGCUCCAUGCUGCCGGCGGACUUUGGGCUCUCCGAAUCGCUGCUGGCCAAAACCAAUCCGGAACUGGCUCUCAAACUGGCGGCAGCAGCUGCAGCGGCUGCUGUCGCGGGCAGCAGUGGGGCAGCAGCCUUUCCGCCAUCACCCCUUCCUGCCCAGACAAGUGGCGGAAAUCCUGGCGGCGGAGGAGCAGCAGGUGGCGCCCAACAGCCGCAAAUUUACGUGAAGAAGGGCGUGUCCAAGUGCAUGGAGUGCAAUAUUGUGUUUUGCAAGUACGAGAACUAUUUGGCCCACAAGCAGCAUUAUUGCUCGGCUCGGAGUCAGGAAGGAACGGGUGAAGUGGAUGUCAAGUCGGCCGUUUCACCAUCCAAUCCAGGAGCUGGAGGACUGGGAGCUGGCGGGUCAGAGGCAGCUUCGUCAGUCGAAACCACUCCGGUGGCCUAUCAACAGCUGAUCUGCGCCGCCUGUGGCAUCAAGUACACCUCCCUGGACAACCUGCGGGCCCAUCAGAACUACUACUGCCCCAAGGGAGGAGCAGCUGCUGCCCCCGCCGCGACGCCCUCAGAUCCUGGGCAACUGGCCCUGGUCAAGGAGAAGUGCGGAAAGUGCAAGACCCUGCACGAGAUUGGGCUACCCUGUCCACCGCCAGUCACAAGUCCCCUCGCCGCACCCACCACCAAUUCCCAGCCCGCCUCCAACAGCCUGAACAAGUGUCCUGUGUGCGGAGUAGUCAGUCCCACGGCGGCGAUGGCCAAGAAGCACAUGGAGAUGCACGGCACGGUGAAGGCCUACCGCUGCAGCAUCUGCCAGUACAAGGGGAACACCCUUCGCGGCAUGCGCACUCACAUUCGCACCCAUUUCGACAAGAAGACCAGCGAUGUGAACGAGGAGCACUACAUGACCUGCAUCUUCGAGGAGGAGGGUUCCACGCUGACCCAAGAGCUGUCUCCUGCACCUGGAGCACCUGCAACAGUUGCCCACGAUUCCAUGGACCAUCCCUCACAGAUGUUCAACUGCGAUUAUUGCAACUAUGCCUCCACCUACAAGGGCAAUGUGCUGCGCCACAUGAAGCUGCUGCAUCCGCAUGUUCCCAUCAACUCACCUUCGAUUUCCCCCGACACCAGAGAUCAGGACGUGACCUCGAACCCCACUCCCAACCAACACUCGAAUUCCGAUGGUUCAAACGGUGAGGCAGCCAGCUUCCACAUCAAGUCGGAGCCCCUGGAUAAUCCGCCGACGCUGAGCCUGGUGCACGAGAACAACAACUCGCCGAUUUCAACGCCCCACAUCAAGGCUGAGCCAAUGGAGAUCGGUACGGAUGUGGCGCCUGGUGGGCUGGUUCCGCCGAUGGCUUCUCCUCUGGGAAACAGCAGCGUGGCCGCCACAGCAGCUGCCGUUGCCGCCGCCGAGGUGAUGAAGAAGUACUGCUCGACCUGCGACAUAUCCUUCCAAUACGUGAAGACAUACCUGGCCCACAAGCAGUUCUACUGCAAGAACAAGCCGAUUCGCCCGGAGGCGAGCGAUAGCCCCAGUCCGAAUCACCUGGGCGGGGGCGUGGCCGUGGGCUUGGGCAUCGGCGGGAUCGUGGCUGGACAUGGCCAGCAGAAGAACAAGGAGAACCUGCAGGAGGCGGCCAUUUGAGAGAGCCAGCUGCGGUGGGAGGCGCAGCGCAAGCAGCUGGAAUGGUAUUACACCUGCUUCUGAGCGGCGGCGACCGAACGUAAUCGAAUCCUAAGCAUAGUCUCCUCCAUCAACGUGUAAACUAUUCAAUUCGCAACCUGUAAUGGACGACAGUAUUCCCGGAGAAUCUCCCUGUCGCUGCCCUCCACUUCCAAACGCCACUUGGGGACUGACUCCAUCGACUUACCGAUCGAUAGCAGUAUAUAUAAAAAACGUACACGCAUAUAUAGUACACCUAAAGACAUAAAUAUAUAGAUUACCUAGAUAUAUGUAGGACGCAAACCCAUGAAGUGGGAACCAUGACAUAUAAUGCAUGCCAAAGCUUACCACUUAGACAGAAACUAAAUCGAGGGCAAGAAACUACAAGUUUGCAAUGGAUGGCGGAGAAGAAGGAGGCGAAGUAUUCCUAUGUAGAUCCAAUAUUAUUAUGUAAAUGGCUCGCUGUUCCACGUAAAAGCGAGCGAUUCCAACUGUGUAAUUUAACUGAGUACAUUAUUUAUUAAGUGUGUGCGACAAUAAAAGUAA
This is a messenger RNA of Drosophila subpulchrella, 6079 nucleotides long. RefSeq names its product zinc finger protein ush (gene ush). Bases 1910 to 5515 code for a protein of 1201 amino acids. Gene Ontology annotation, molecular function: RNA polymerase II-specific DNA-binding transcription factor binding. NCBI's taxonomy places the organism in Eukaryota, Metazoa, Arthropoda, Insecta, Diptera, Drosophilidae. Gene Ontology annotation, biological process: cell differentiation; negative regulation of transcription by RNA polymerase II; heart development. The transcript is spliced from 9 exons. Gene Ontology annotation, cellular component: nucleus. The record is from RefSeq and is a predicted model, not a curated record.